Corticium candelabrum is the source of this 698-nucleotide messenger RNA. RefSeq lists its product as uncharacterized. Gene Ontology annotation, biological process: regulation of apoptotic process. The coding region runs from base 15 to 611 and encodes 198 amino acids. The transcript has 2 exons. NCBI's taxonomy places the organism in Eukaryota, Metazoa, Porifera, Homoscleromorpha, Homosclerophorida, Plakinidae. The record is from RefSeq and is a predicted model, not a curated record.
CUUCCGUUUCUAAAAUGGCCUUGAAGGUCGAGACGGCUGCUGUUCUCGAUGCACUGCUUUUCAACAACGAAGUGGCUGCUAUUGUUUCUACUACAAGCGAACAAGAUGUCGUAGCUAGGGGGUUUACCGGUAUGUUAUGUGCUGCAACUGUCAGCGACGUUGAUGGAAAAGACGCUGCAACCGAUGAAUUUCAACAGCGCACGAUCAAGGAGAUCGGCGAUCAGCUACGAAAAGUCGCUGAUAAUCUAGACGACAACGAUCCAGCCACUGCAAUAGGCGCAGCAGAAGACAUUACUCAGCUUGUCACGUCCUCAACUUCUACAGCUGUUGUGGAGGAGAAGUUUGAAAAAAUUGCUAUCAAAGCAAUUCAGCACUCAAACGCUGACACGGGCAACGCUAUAGCUGCUGCUGCAACGGUCUAUUGUAUUGGUAGGAAAGCUAUGAGCAAAUUGGGAGGUGAUGUGGCUUUCAGCAACCUGAUUGGCAACUGCGUGAAAAAAUUUCUCACUCUUCGUUAUGGAGCUUUUUUUGCUCGAGAUCAGAGCACAGGAGAAUGGACCAUGGAUAGUCCAACGAUGCCAAUGUCAUCACCACCUGCAGAUUCUGAUUGACACUGACAGACCUGAGUAUUUAGACCUCUGACAUCAAAUAUUUGUAGUCAUUUCAUGUUUGUUGUUCAUAAGCCAUAAAUUGAAACU